This is a messenger RNA of Sardina pilchardus (European sardine), 1871 nucleotides long. Its product is annotated as pro-neuregulin-4, membrane-bound isoform-like. Gene Ontology annotation, molecular function: growth factor activity; epidermal growth factor receptor binding. NCBI's taxonomy places the organism in Eukaryota, Metazoa, Chordata, Actinopteri, Clupeiformes, Clupeidae. Bases 137 to 472 code for a protein of 111 amino acids. Gene Ontology annotation, biological process: positive regulation of mitotic nuclear division; positive regulation of cell population proliferation; epidermal growth factor receptor signaling pathway. The record is from RefSeq and is a predicted model, not a curated record. The transcript has 5 exons.
AACACGUGUUAUUUAAGAAGCCAAAGUGACUCACCCAAAGGCUUUCGUUGAAUCAGACCUGAAAACGAGCUGCUACUCAGAGGUUGAGUAAUCUCAAGUUUCUUGGAAGACGAAGAAUCAGGAAAAUAAUAUUCCAAUGAUGUCUGACCAUGGUGAACCGUGCGAUCCAUCUGAAGCCUCUUUCUGCAUGAAUGGGGGAUCAUGCUACAUGAUCCCCUCUGUGUCCACCCCUAGCUGUCAGUGCACUGAUAACUACAAGGGCAGUCGAUGUGAGCUGUUCCUGCUGGACAGCACGGCGUUAGACGGCAAGGAGUCUGGCAUGAUCGCAGCAGUGGUCAUCAUUGUCCUGCUCAUCGUGGCGAUGCUCGUUGUGAUCAUCUACUACACCUGCAAGCUGAAGAGGACUAAAGAACAAAAUCAGCCAACCAGAGAACAGUACUGGAAGGUCCAGCACAGGGAGCCAAGAGUAUGACACUAUCCUGACCGGGCAGAGAUCUGGGGACACAGCAAGAAGCUCCUGUGGUGUUGGAGAGCUUCAUACACACCGCUAGCACAAGUCUGAAUUCAAACAGGGCUGCGAUGGACUAAGCCCCCUGGAACAGACCGGCUACUUUCAAACACAUCACACUGGAUUUAGUCUUCUAAUGGUGUAUUUUAUCCACAGUGGCAGUGCACUGAAUGCAUGCGCGUUGAAAGGGCUUCUUCUGUGUAGCCCAUGACCCCAGUUUUGUCAAUGUUAUGCUUCACCACUGGAUGUCUGUCUCUGAAACUUCUGUUGAAAAUGUAACAUUUCAAAAGGAUUUUUGUUUUUAAACAUUAACUUCAGUAUACAGUUACCUUAGGCUUGUAAUGUCAUGUAACUGAGCAUAUAGCCAAUGAGGGAUGACUGUUAUUAUUGCAUUUUAUCAUAUGAUUAUUUUGUACAGUUGCAGCUUAUUUGUAAAUAACUAUGGUCCACUAUGUAGAUGUACAUUUGAUGAACGUUCGGCAUUUGUUUGAUGACAGAAGCAUCAACCUGUAAGAACAAACCAAUACCUUUGAUCCUCUCAUCAAAACAGUUGAUUAUAUUGUUAGUGUUUAUAUGUGUUCAAAAAAGGAAUACUUUUAUGAAUGGUUAGGGUGUGAUUGUAGGCAAGGAUCAUGUUGAAAGUUGUCUUUUGAAUGAUACUGACUGUAAACACUGACAGGUGUUAGAAGGGCUGCAGAGAGAACUAGGUUAUAGCUGACAGUCAGCAUCACUUGAUCAAAUCAUGAUCAAGAACCAGAGCAAUGGCAGAAAGAACAACCACUGUUCACUUACAGUGCACAUCUCACAAUAGAUAGAACUGCGUUAAGAUAAACUACUCACUUUGCUUAACUACCCCUUUAACACAGCUAAUCCCAAGAGGAAUUAAAAAAAUGCAAGACCAGAAACCGGUGGUCAGUAAAAGCUUACAUUGGUUGUACUAUUGAUUGUAUCAUACUAGCCUAAACCAUGAAAUGGUUUCCCCAAUAUUUGUAUGUUGUAGCAGUAUUGUGCAUAAAGUGAUUAUGGCAUAGGGCCAGACAGGAACUUGGGAAUGUGAAGAAUGCAAAAGAAUGUAGACAUGAUGCAGGCAUGAAGACAUGCAUUGCAUUCAUUUUUGCUCCUGUAUGAAGCAUAUAUUGUACGUGUGUACAAAUAUAUUGUAUAUAUUAAUUGUAAAACACUGUUUGUUCUUGUUUGUUAGACCUGUUUGUUGAUGAUGAUUUAUUUUUUACAUCAUUUAUUUGGAGGACCUGUUGACAGUGACUUAAUGUCAGAGUAUGUGUGGUAGAUGGAAUUGUAUACAAAAGAAUCUAUUCAAUGUUGAGGGAUACUACUUUUUAAAAUAAAUAAUAUGAUAUGUGCA